Molecule: messenger RNA, 3394 nt
Organism: Stylophora pistillata
Lineage: Eukaryota; Metazoa; Cnidaria; Anthozoa; Scleractinia; Pocilloporidae
Product: TNF receptor-associated factor 3
Biological process (GO): regulation of apoptotic process; signal transduction; regulation of canonical NF-kappaB signal transduction
Cellular component (GO): plasma membrane signaling receptor complex; cytoplasmic side of plasma membrane
Molecular function (GO): tumor necrosis factor receptor binding; zinc ion binding
Source: RefSeq, a predicted model, not a curated record
CCCUAUGAAUUACGCAUUUCAAUAAGUCCUAUGGGUGCAAAAUCACCUGGCGACAACGCUGUCACCCGAAAAAUAAGGGGAACCCCCUUCCAUUGACGUCAUAUUAUGGUUUGUGAUAUAUUUAUCGAUCAAUAUAAUCGUGACAACGCUGUCAAAUAAAAGAAAGGGGAGCCCCCUCCUUCUGACGUCAUGUUACGGUUUGUAAUUUCUCUUUCCACAGCCGGCAGCAUCAUAGUGAAAUAAUAUAAAUGUAUAUAGAAAAAAUUCCCUUUUCUUUCAAUUCUGUGUGCCUAUUUAUCGCAUAUUUAUCUAUGUGCCUAGUUAUAGCAAAUUACAUGAGCAGAUUUCAGAUUUUCCGGUUGUCUACAGUUUUCCAAAUCAGACGGUCUAUCAAACGACUUCCUUAGAAUCUGUUUCAGAAAUAGCUCUCCGAAUACGCCGGCAGAUGACGAAUUAUCUAUGCUUGUGUCGUUGAAACACUUCAUGGAAUAUUCGGAAGCGUAUCCAAUGUUCGCUGACGCACCUAUGAAACUGAAAGAGGGCGCUUUCAAGACUAUUUUGGGUUGGAUACGCACAUGCAGCUUUCAGAUUUUCCCAAAACACUAAUAGGAACUCUUUAAGCACGGGUAGUAUAUAGAAAAGUUGCACCACCCGGUAAUCUAGAGGGUUAUUAUUACGUUCAAAUGAUUACAGCUAUUGGGUGACAUAGAUUUCCAGCACCGAGUAGUUGUUGCUGCUGAAUUUGAACGGAAACUCAAAGAUGAAAGGAGACAAGUGAAAAAAGUUGGAUGAUGAACCUCAAAUCAGAAGAAUACACUUGUGGACGCUUUAGUGAGACUCACUUCACCGAGUAAAUUAUGGUUGUCACAAUCGACGAAAUGGUGGAUACAAAAUUCGUAGACAAAGUAGACAAGAGGCUUAAAUGCCCGAUCUGUAACAGGGUUUUUGAUGAGCCCUGGCAGACAUCAUGUGGACAUCGAUUUUGCAAGGAUUGUCUGGAACAUCUCUUAGGACAAGAAAACCCAGGAUGUACGAUAGAUGGUGAAUCGAUUUCGAGACAGCAGUCUUUAAGGGAUAAAUGCUGCGAGAGAGAAGUUCUAAAUCUCCAGUGUUUCUGCCGAUUUAAUAAAAAGGGAUGCGAAUGGAAAGGAGAGCUCCGACACCUGCAUGCACACGAAGAUAGCUGCCAGCACGGUGCUGUUAAAUGUCAAGCGUGUGGUGAUAAUGUGGAGAGAAGACACCUCGAGGCGCACAGGGAGCAUGAUUGCAUCAACAGAGCUGUGGCGUGCACGUACUGUGGUGGUAAAGUACGGCAUAGUAAUAUGAAGGACCAUUUAGAAGUCUGCCCUAAGUUUCCUAUCCAGUGCAUCUUAAACUGUGGCGAAGAAGGUAUACCAAGAGACACGAUGCAAGAACACGUGACCACACAAUGUCUCGAAGCUGAACAUCUUUGUCUUUUCAGUAUUCAUGGCUGUGAAUUUAAGGGCACCAAAAGAACAAUUGAUCAACACAUUGCGGAGAAUAUGGAGUCUCAUUUGAAAAUGAUGAACUACUCGAGCCAUGAAUGUAACGAGAAAUCAAAACAGAUGGAAGAGAAGAUAGGUUGUCUUGAACAAGAGAAAACUGCUUUGGAGCAUCAACUACAAAAUCAAGCAGCGGAGCUGGCAGCAGCAAGACAAAACAUACAAACGCAACAGACAAAGUUGUCCAUGGUCGAAAACUCCAUGAUCGAACAAAAGAGGACCACUGAGAAACUGCUUGGUAAUUUGAAGGUUUUUGAGGCAUCUAGAACUAAAGGGGAUCUUGUCUCUUCUCAGAUGGAAGAAAUAAUGAACACGUUGCGAGAACACGAGAGGAAGGUGAGCAGUCUACACGGUGAAGUGGCCCGUUUGAAAUUAUCCCCUGCCAAUCCGAAAGGUGCUAGUGAUUACAGUCCAAACUCCGCCGUGUCUCUCACUCGUGAGUCCGAGCGCCGACUGGAAAGAAAUGAGCACCAACUAGCACUGCACGACAUUCAACUAUCCGAUCAUGAUAUGCAGAUUCAAAUGCUGGAAGCUACGUCUUAUAAUGGCACUUACUUUUGGAAGAUCGACCGCUACAGCCAACGCUUCCAAGAGGCUGUCGCUGGAAAGACUUUAUCUAUUUACAGCCCUCCUUUUUAUGUCGGACGAUUUGGAUAUAAAGUUUGUGCUCGUCUCUACCCAAAUGGAGACGGCUUUGGCAAAGGAACACAUAUGUCCAUGUUCUUCGUUGUCAUGAGAGGUGAAUACGAUGCUUUAUUACCUUGGCCGUUUCUCCAAAAGGUCCACUUUCGAUUGAUAGACCAGGAUAGGAUUCGGGACACGUAUGACGCCUUUCGCCCCGAGCCUAACAGCUCAAGCUUUAAAAGACCCACAUCAGACAUGAACAUAGCAUCUGGAUGCCCCACAUUCAUUUCCCAUAUGGAAAUGAGACAAGGUGGCUAUAUUCGGAACGAUACAAUGUUUGUCAAGAUAACUGUGGAUACCACUGGUCUGCAAGGAGAUAUGUGGCAAUAAAUGGACGCAGGAACAGACAGUAUUCAGGACUGACAUUUUUCGUGGUGUAGUAGGUCAAAUUCUCUUAAUCGUGUGUGACAGUCGUAUGAUGCAUUUUUGUGUGUUACAUAUUGCACAUCUUGGAUCUGUUAUUUAUUUCGUCAAAAACCAAGCUCCCCUGUCAAUCUUAAAAUAUUUUAAAAUUCACCAAGAAAAAAUACAAGUUGGCUUCAAGGGACUUGCGAAAAUUGCUCGGCGUAUAAGACCAUGAAUAAGUACGAGAAAUUAAAGAAUAUUUACAAGGUGUAUUUGAAAUGCAAAAGAGAGAGUAUUUAACUAGAACAAAAAAGUUUAUUGGUGAAUCGUAAGAAAUAUUUUCAACUUCAAAGACCAAAAAUUUAGUUAUUACAGCUGCGGUCAAAAUGGAAAAAUGAAAAACUGUCAGACAUGAUGUAAUAUUUAGAGGUGUAUCUUAAAAGGCACAAGACUGAUUACUUAAAUGAUGAAAGAAAAUUUUAUUGAAGCGUAAAGAAACAUUUUCAACUCAAAGUCCAAAAAUAUGUUUGUUGCAGCUGUCAAAACACUUCUAAUAAAACUGCAUUUGUUUUGGGAGCACGAGGAACGAUCUAACACCAAAAUAUGUGCUUUACGGUUACUUUUUUCUUACAGAAAAAAAGCGUGUCUAAAAUUGUAUUUUGAAGACAAAAAUUCGUAAUAUUCAAGAAUGGAACAAUAUAACUGGAUAGAAAUUGAUAUUUUUAAUCUCAACUGUCAUGAGCAGCCUAUAUAUUAUAUAUUUUAUAUGACUUUUACAUAAUGUUGAUGUUAUAUUUAUAAAAUAGUAUUUUUAUUUAUCUUAUAAAUAUUUAGAUGGAAAA